GGAUUCAAAAGUCCGGCCCCUACCGUGAGGUCGUGGUGGUUUCGCGUGGUACGGUAACCCCUAUCGAGAUGAUUGUCAACUACACGUCAACAACGCAAAUUUGGUCCAGACCCAGGAACUUAUACGCAAUGACGAUGAGAGCAUUCAGUCUCAGGCCUACGUCUGCCUGUCCACUCUCUGCUCGUCGGAUCCUCUCUGUGCAACCCGGCCCAUUCGCUACUUUAUUCCAAACCAGAUCAGGAUAUCGUCAAUCUCGUUUGCCUUUAACACCACGGCAUGGCUUCCGGACCUUGCCUGCUCUCAGAGAGAAAUGGAUCUCAUCGGAAGUUAUUAUCUACGAGUGCAAAGCUCGCAAAAUAGAAAAAUGGGGCUGGGUCUUCUAUCGCACCACAUACGAAGACGACGAAGCCUGGGACAUCUUCAAGCAAAAACUCAACAUUUCAGUGCGCUCAAUCAUCGACCUGGACCCCCGUUUGGAACUCAACGAAGCUAUGUUCGAUAAACUUCAUUUUGUCUUUGUCGAAGACAAGGCAAAGUUUGAUGGAGCUUCCAAGGAAGAGCUACGUGCCCACUUCCAAGACUGGGUGGCUAAGACCUUUCCCUCCGAGAAUCCAUGCGCUGAGAAGAAGCUCAUUUAUGACGAUGAGCCUGUUCCAAGAUAUCGGUUCUUUUUCGAAGUUGACGAGGAUGCAUUGCGCAGCCUUAGCUCCACAGGUUCGGGUCAUGCCAACUUUGUUGAUGGCUUCUGGGGGUCGUCAAGUCAAUCCCGCUCUGGGAAUAUGAACUCUGCUUCGGAGGAGGAUUCCAAACAGCUACAGGACCAGGGGGAGGCUGUUAAAGGCUCUUCGGAUGUUGGCUGGAUGAAAAUGGACAUGGCUUUCUUUAUGGACACCCAUUUCUACGCAGCCUUGAGUACGGCAACGGACACAAUGUGGCGGUUCUUUUACGAGCGCCCACCUGCCAUAGUACCGAACAGCAAGCUUAUUCAACUGAUGCAAGCUCAGAACAUGGCCCGAAGAAGAUGGACUGAUGUCUGAAAGGCAGAGUAAUUGGGCACUAUGCCCUGAAACGAAGGAACGCGUGGAAGGGGAUACUUUCGGCUAUACCUAGAAACGAACUGAGUGAGAGAAAGAGGAGACGUCUCGUAUGUGACAAGAAUACGAGACCCUUAGCUCUGUGAAAUGCAUUCUUACUUACUCUCUAAUCACAAGAAAUACGGCAACUUGAACAAUCUAAUU
Molecule: messenger RNA, 1238 nt
Organism: Penicillium brasilianum
Lineage: Eukaryota; Fungi; Ascomycota; Eurotiomycetes; Eurotiales; Aspergillaceae
Source: the annotation of a GenBank genome assembly